AUGCCCGCACGCUUUCGGGAAGCACGAUGGCCGGCAGAAGAGCCGUUUAGCGCAGCGCCUCCUCUGGACGGAGCGAGCAACCCCAAUGACCUCGCCGGAAGCCCACGCACAGGACCGGUGUCCGGCCUCGAGAUAGGCAUCAUCAUUGGCGUCGUCCUCGCCGUGUCUCUCCUCCUUAUCACCAUAUUUGUGUGGCGGGCACGCAAGAACAAAAAGGUCGAGCAGGACAGACUCGCAGCCCAGAUGGUCAACGACACCGAAGAAUGUCACUCCGACUGCCCUUCUCGCUCCGAACAGCACACCAUCGGCUUUUUUGCCAGUGUCGCCGACACGGACAAAAUCUUGACUGCUGAGAGACCUGAGAGGAUGCGGGACAACAGUGCAGAGCAUACACCCUGGCCAGAUUGGCGCUUUCCUAAAGACGGCAAGCAACAGCGAGAUGCCAUGACGAGUCCAAAGUUCACUAUUCGUGCCGCUUGCACGAGCAUCAUGGUUAACGCUGCCUACCUCUUGGGCGCAGAGGCCAUCUCAGCGAUCCAAUACAACACUAUCAGCCACAUCAUCGAAGGCAAGCUUGGUGCUCUGGACGACGACGAGCCGCUGGUUUCCCUGCGCGACGAGGACGCUGAGCACGUCAAGACCCUGCAGCGAAACAGCCGCCAGCCAAAUGGCGCCCAGAACGUCCCACCGAACAACUUCUGCAAGGACCUGAUUGAAAUUGAAAACGUCACUGCCAACACUAACCAGUUGGGACACGGCGACAAUGGUACUACAAAGACUUGUGAGAACGGCUUCAUCACGCCAAACAAGGCCGAUUUCAUGCCUGCUAAGGCUUCACAGCCUCACGAGGGUCUCACUUCCCCAACUGCGGCCUCUCACACGGCCUCUCCUGCAACUCCUACGCCGACGAUGGCGCAACCGGCACAGAUUCUUGGACAGUCGCCUGCCAUCAUUUCCGCUACCUCAGUGGCAAGCGCCGUACCCGCUCCUUCCUCGCCGCGAAGUGUGCAAGACAUCAAGAAUGAGUUUGCGCUCAAGGUGAGGAUGGCUGCGGCCAAUGGCGAGAGCACCAAGUCCACUCGCCUCCCUCUGCAGCAGACACAGAAUCUGGCUUGGGCACAGCAAUCUGGGCAGCACUCAGGGCCACAGCAGCAGAUCAUACACGACCAGGGCCUGAAAGGAGACGGCUCCUGGGGUGAGAAACACGCCCAGGAUCUCAGAAAGAGACUCGCGCAGCUUGGAAUGCCGGCUGCUCCACCACCUCGGCCCUCGCAGCCACAUGUCAUGGAUUCGCCGACCGCUAUGAGCUAUCAUGCCGCUGAACUAGAUAAGCUCUCGCCUCGGCACUCAGUCACGAUUCCGCCUCAUGCGAGACCGAUCUUUCCUAUACCACCGCGACCUGAUCCACAACCAUAUGCGGGAUCUGGUGUCCACGUAACGGCCUCCAUGAAGGAGAAUGCGCAGCCUGAGAGUCUGCCACCUAUCCAGAAUAGAUAUGCCGGAUCCACUCAGCUGGAGACCUGGGCGGAGUGGUGA
Microdochium trichocladiopsis is the source of this 1536-nucleotide messenger RNA. RefSeq lists its product as uncharacterized. Bases 1 to 1536 code for a protein of 511 amino acids. NCBI's taxonomy places the organism in Eukaryota, Fungi, Ascomycota, Sordariomycetes, Xylariales, Microdochiaceae. The record is from RefSeq and is a predicted model, not a curated record. The transcript is spliced from 4 exons.